AGGCGUCUGCGUUUCAUUUGAUCUUCACGAUUCAUUUUUUUACCGCUGCACCGGUUACAAAAUAAAAACAAAUAACACGUGCCUCUGUUUCCUAUAUCUGUUUACUGUCAAUUGAACAAGAUUUUACAGGCCUAAUAAUGGGCAGGAUUGCCAGAAAGAAACAACACAAGGGAGAUAAACCUUUAAAGGAAAAAUACAGAACCAAACGUAAAACGAAAGAUUUGGAUGAAAUACACGAGGAUAUGAAGCCAGCUAAAGCACAAAAAUUGUUGAAUCAAGAGACAGACUAUGACAGACCUGGUGCCGGACAGUUCUAUUGUAUACAUUGUGCGAAAUAUUGUAUAAAUGAACAGGCAUUAAAGGAACAUUUUAGAGGCAAACCUCACAAAAGGAG
Ruditapes philippinarum (Manila clam) is the source of this 394-nucleotide messenger RNA. Its product is annotated as zinc finger protein 593-like. Gene Ontology annotation, molecular function: zinc ion binding; nucleic acid binding. The record is from RefSeq and is a predicted model, not a curated record. NCBI's taxonomy places the organism in Eukaryota, Metazoa, Mollusca, Bivalvia, Venerida, Veneridae.